This is a messenger RNA of Yarrowia lipolytica CLIB122, 2706 nucleotides long. RefSeq lists its product as uncharacterized. NCBI's taxonomy places the organism in Eukaryota, Fungi, Ascomycota, Dipodascomycetes, Dipodascales. Gene Ontology annotation, molecular function: oxidoreductase activity. The record is from RefSeq and is a predicted model, not a curated record.
AUGUCUGGAGAACUAAGAUACGACGGAAAGGUCGUCAUUGUUACCGGUGCCGGUGGCGGUCUCGGUAAGGCAUACGCCCUUUUCUACGGCUCUCGAGGAGCCUCUGUUGUUGUCAACGAUCUUGGUGGCGACUUCAAGGGCGACGGUGCCCAGGCUGGCAGUGGCAAGCGAGUUGCCGAUGUUGUCGUCGACGAGAUUGUUUCCAAGGGAGGCAAGGCUGUUGCUAACUACGACUCUGUCGAGAACGGUGACAAGAUUGUCGAGACUGCCGUCAAGGCUUUUGGCUCCGUCCACAUUGUCAUCAACAACGCCGGUAUUCUCCGAGAUAUUUCCUUCAAGAAGAUGACCGACAAGGACUGGGAUCUUGUCUACAAGGUCCACGUUUUCGGUGCCUACAAGGUUACCCGAGCUGCCUGGCCUUACUUCCGAAAGCAGAAGUACGGUCGAGUUAUCUCUACCUCUUCCGCUGCUGGUCUUUACGGAAACUUCGGCCAGACCAACUACUCCGCUGCCAAGCUCGCCCUGGUUGGUUUCGGUGAGACUCUCGCCAAGGAGGGUGCCAAGUACAACAUUACUUCCAACGUCAUCGCUCCUCUUGCUGCUUCCCGAAUGACCGAGACAGUCAUGCCCGAGGAUAUCCUCAAGCUCCUCAAGCCUGAGUACGUUGUUCCUCUGGUCGGCUACCUCACCCACGACUCUGUCACCGAGUCUUAUGGUAUUUACGAGGUCGGUGCUGGUUACAUGGCUAAAAUCCGAUGGGAGCGAGGCAACGGUGCUGUUUUCAAGGGCGACGACACUUUCACCCCGUCUGCUAUUCUGAAGCGAUGGGAUGAGGUCACCUCUUUUGAGAGCCCCACCUACCCUAACGGCCCUGCUGACUUCUUCAAAUACGCUGAGGAGUCUGUUAAGCGACCCGAGAACCCCCAGGGACCCACCGUCUCCUUCAAGGACCAGGUUGUCAUUGUCACUGGAGCCGGUGCUGGCAUUGGCCGAGCUUACUCUCACCUCCUUGCUAAGCUUGGUGCCAAGGUCGUUGUUAACGAUUUCGGUAACCCUCAGAAGGUUGUCGAUGAAAUUAAGGCCCUCGGUGGUAUCGCCGUCGCUGACAAGAACAACGUCAUCCACGGUGAGAAGGUUGUUCAGACCGCUAUCGACGCCUUCGGUGCUGUCCACGCCGUUGUCAACAACGCUGGUAUUCUCCGAGACAAGUCUUUCGCCAACAUGGAUGAUGAGAUGUGGCAGCUGAUCUUUGAUGUCCACCUCAACGGUACUUACUCCGUUACCAAGGCCGCGUGGCCCCACUUCCUUAAGCAGAAGUACGGCCGUGUCAUCAACACCACCUCAACUUCUGGUAUCUACGGUAACUUCGGCCAGGCCAACUACUCUGCCGCCAAGGCUGGUAUCCUCGGUUUCUCCCGAGCUCUUGCUCGAGAGGGUGAGAAGUACAACAUUCUUGUCAACACCAUUGCCCCUAACGCUGGUACUGCCAUGACUGCUUCUGUCUUCACUGAGGAGAUGCUCGAGCUCUUCAAGCCCGAUUUCAUCGCACCCAUCACCGUCCUGCUUGCUUCCGAUCAGGCUCCCGUCACCGGUGAUCUGUUUGAGACUGGUUCUGCUUGGAUCGGACAGACUCGAUGGCAGCGAGCUGGUGGUAAGGCCUUCAACACCAAGAAGGGUGUCACCCCCGAAAUGGUUCGAGACAGCUGGGCUAAGAUCGUCGACUUCGAUGAUGGUAACUCCACCCAUCCCACCACUCCCUCCGAGUCUACUACUCAGAUUCUUGAGAACAUCUUCAACGUGCCUGAUGAGGAGGUUGAGGAGACUGCUCUCGUUGCUGGUCCCGGUGGUCCCGGUAUCCUCAACAAGGAGGGCGAACCUUUCGACUACACUUACACUUACCGAGACCUCAUUCUUUACAACCUUGGUCUCGGUGCCAAGGCUAAUGAGCUCAAGUAUGUCUUCGAGGGUGAUGAUGACUUCCAGACCGUGCCCACUUUCGGUGUUAUCCCUUACAUGGGUGGCCUCAUCACUACCAACUAUGGCGACUUCGUUCCUAACUUCAACCCUAUGAUGCUUCUCCACGGUGAGCAGUACCUUGAAAUCCGACAGUGGCCUAUUCCUACCAAUGCUACAUUGGAGAACAAGGCUAAGGUCAUCGAUGUCGUUGACAAGGGCAAGGCUGCCCUCCUUGUCACUGCUACCACCACCACGAACAAGGAGACUGGUGAGGAGGUUUUCUACAACGAGUCUUCUCUCUUCAUCCGAGGCUCUGGUGGUUUCGGUGGUAAGUCUACCGGUACUGACCGUGGCGCUGCCACUGCUGCCAACAAGCCCCCUGCUCGAGCUCCUGACUUCGUUAAGGAGAUCAAGAUCCAGGAGGACCAGGCUGCCAUUUACCGACUUUCUGGUGAUUACAACCCUCUUCACAUCGACCCUGCUUUUGCUGCUGUUGGUAACUUUGACCGACCUAUUCUCCACGGUCUCUGCUCUUUUGGUGUCUCCGGUAAGGCUCUUUACGAUCAGUUUGGUCCUUUCAAGAACGCUAAGGUCCGAUUUGCUGGUCACGUCUUCCCUGGUGAGACCCUGAAGGUUGAGGGCUGGAAGGAGGGCAACAAGGUCAUUUUCCAGACCAAGGUUGUUGAGCGAGGUACUACCGCCAUCAGCAAUGCCGCCAUUGAGCUCUUCCCCAAGGAUGCUAAGCUCUAA